AGUAGCGACCAUUUCCAUUGGCAUUAGGGAGUCCUUGGAGCGCUGUGUUGGGACCGUGGUGGAGACUGGAUCCAGGAGGUCGAGAGUCGUUCUUCUCUUUGCACAGACGUGACUCUGCAGCUCUUUAACGGCGCCCGCUGCUCUCAACCCAGCUUACCCCACGUGGUCCCAUGGCGGCGGCCGCGCUAAGGCUCCCCGUUCAGGGCACAGUGACUUUUGAAGACGUGGCUGUGAAAUUUACCCAGGAGGAAUGGAAUCUCCUUAGUGAGGCUCAGAGAUGCCUGUACCGUGAUGUGACGCUGGAGAACCUGGCACUUAUGUCCUCCCUGGGUUGUUGGUGUGGAGUGGAAGAUGAGGCGGCACCUUCUAAGCAGAGUAUUUAUAUACAAAGAGAGACUCAGGUCAGGACUCCUAUGGCAGGUGUGUCUCCCAAGAAGGCCCACCCCUGUGAGAUGUGUGGCCCGAUCUUGGGAGACAUUUUGCAUGUGGCAGAUCAUCAGGGAACACAUCACAAGCAGAAACUGCACAGGUGUGAGGCCUGGGGGAAUAAAUUGUAUGACAGUGGAAACUUUCAUCAGCACCAGAAUGAGCACAUUGGAGAGAAACCCUACAGAGGGAGUGUUGAGGAGGCGUUGUUUGCGAAGAGGUGUAAGUUGCAUGUGUCAGGGGAGUCAUCUGUCUUCAGUGAGAGUGGGAAAGACUUUUUGCUCAGGUCAGGAUUACUCCAGCAAGAGGCCACUCACACUGGGAAGUCAAACAGCAAAACUGAGUGUGUGUCUCUGUUUCAUGGGGGAAAAACCCAUUACAGCUCUGGAGGAUGCAUGAAACAUUUUAGCACCAAAGAUAUACUCAGUCAGCACCAGAGACUGCUCCCUAGAGAAGAACCUUAUGUGUGGUGUGAAUAUGGGAAAUCCUCUAGCAAAUAUGACAGCUUCAGUAAUCAUCAAGGAGUUCACACUAGAGAAAAACCUUAUACAUGUGGGAUAUGUGGGAAAUUAUUUAACAGUAAGUCCCACCUCCUUGUACACCAGAGAAUUCACACUGGAGAGAAGCCAUAUGAGUGUGAGGCUUGUCAGAAAUUUUUUAGGCACAAGUACCACCUCAUUGCACACCAGAGAGUUCACACUGGAGAAAGGCCAUAUGAAUGCAGUGAUUGUGGGAAGUCAUUUACCCACAGCUCUACAUUCCGUGUUCAUAAGAGAGUUCACACUGGUCAGAAGCCUUAUGAGUGCAGUGAAUGUGGGAAAUCUUUUGCCGAAAGCUCCAGUCUCACUAAACACAGGAGAGUUCACACUGGAGAAAAGCCUUACGGGUGCAGUGAAUGUGAAAAAAAAUUUAGGCAAAUCUCUUCACUUCGUCAUCAUCAGAGAGUUCACAAAAGAAAGGGCUUAUGAGUGCAGUGAGUCCAGUCUCAUUAAAUAUUGGAGAAUACACACCUGAGUAAGAUCCUGUGAUUGCAGCAAAUGUGGAAAAUGUUUACCCAAAGGUCUGCUCUCCUUGGAUAUUGGAGAGUUCACACUAGAGAAGAGUCCUUACAAGUAAAAUAAAUUUGGGCAGUUUUGUAGCCACACCUCUGUAUUUCUUCAGGAUUAUAGUUAACACUGAAUGAAGGCCUUACUAGUGUGACAAAUACAGGAUAUUUAUCCAGAAGUCUGGCUGCAUAACUCACAGGAGAGCUGUCAUGUGGGAGGAUUGCUACAUGGGAGGAUUGCUUGAGCCUGGGAGGCAGAGGUUGCAGUGAGCCGAGAUUGCAACACUGCAGUCCAGUCUCGACCACAGAGUGAGACCCUGUUUCAAAAAUAAAAUAUAUAAAUGACAUCCAAUAAAGUAUGCAUAUUUGAGCUGUAGGAUAAGUCUUGAAUUUUCUUUUUCUUUUUUUCUUUUUUUUGAGACAGCCUCGCUCUGUCACCCAGGCUGGAGUACAGUGGCAUAAUCUCGGCUCACUGCAAGCCCUGCCUCCUGGGUUCAUGCCAUUCUCCUGCCUCAGCCUCCCUAAUAGCUGGGACUACAGGCAACCACCACCACUCCUACCUUUUUUGUAUUUUUAGCAGAGAUGGGGUUUCACCCUGUUAGCCAGGAAGUUCUCAAUCUCCUGACCUCGUGAUCUGCCCGCCUUGGCCUCUCAAAGUGUUGGGAUUGCAGGCGUGAGCCACUGCUCCUGGCUUGAAUUUUCUUAUAAUCCCAUGAAACCAUCAUCAGAGUCACAAUAAUGAAUUUAUCUAAUCUAUCACCUUUGUAUUUACCUGGAGCCUUUAUAAAGUUUUUCUCUAUGCAGACAACCAUUGAUUUACUCUGCUGUAUAAUACUUUCCAUUUUCUAGAAUUUUCUGACUGAUGUAAUAAAGUGUUUCCUCUUAUAA
Gorilla gorilla gorilla (western lowland gorilla) is the source of this 2359-nucleotide messenger RNA. It is a transcript of the gene ZNF552, whose product is annotated as zinc finger protein 552. The coding region runs from base 171 to 1394 and encodes 407 amino acids. Lineage: Eukaryota; Metazoa; Chordata; Mammalia; Primates; Hominidae. The record is from RefSeq and is a predicted model, not a curated record. The transcript has 3 exons. Gene Ontology annotation, molecular function: DNA-binding transcription factor activity, RNA polymerase II-specific; RNA polymerase II cis-regulatory region sequence-specific DNA binding. Gene Ontology annotation, biological process: regulation of transcription by RNA polymerase II.